ACCAUUUUAGCGCGUCAGUUGUAGAUUUUCCAAUUAUUUUGAUAUUUCUAUUCGUGUACUACUAAGAAAGAAUAAAAUAAUUAGCGUACGAUGGAGGAAGAUCGUGCGAACAUACUACGGGAGAUGAAAGUUUGUCGUUUUUGUUUGUCGAGUGAGGAAAGGGAACUAACAAACAUCUAUGAUAAGCACGGAAUGGACACGAAACAUUAUGUACCGCUUCCGCUACAAAUCAUGGCCUGUAUUGCAAUAGAGGUAUUUAAAAAUGAUGGGAUGCCUCAACUUAUAUGCAACUAUUGUAGAAAACUCACUUUACAAGCAUACAAUUUUAAGACCAACUGCAAAAAAGCAGACGAUGCCCUAAAAUUAUUCCUUGCCACUGGACAAUUUUCUAAACCAUACAUUCAAAAAGUGGAAGAGAUAAAGACAAACAGGAAACAACCUGAAAGAAAAACCACAAUUGUAAAUACUUUCGCACCUGCCGAACCCUCCAAAUCCAAACGGAUGAAAAUGGAAGAUGGUACCGAAAUAAUUACCUUAAAUUUCACAUCUGCAGAUGACCGAGGGUCUGUUCAUCCUGGAGAAAAUGAAAACGAAUCAAUUUUAGGAUACGAAGACAACAGAGACAGAUGUGAUGAAGAUACUACACUCGAAGAAGAAGACUAUUCUAAUCUAGACGAGGACGAUAAUCCCGUAAACGCCGUAUUAAAAGUCAGUCAGGUGAAAACCGAUUGUUUUCCCUGCCCACACUGCGACAGAACGUUCCCGUUGAAGCAGCUGCUCGACUUGCACCUCCCUAACCACGAUCGGGAAAGAAGCUACGAAUGCUCCGAGUGUACGAGGAAAUUCUUCACUAAAUACGAUCUGCAGAAACACUUGCAGACCCACAACGGCGACAAGCCGUUUGACUGCAUCAUCUGCAACAAGUCGUUCUCGAGGGAGUCGUUGCUGAGACGGCACGAGAAGAUACACGUCGAUGUUCCGAAAUACGUGUGCAAUCAGUGCGACAAGACGUUUUUAACCAAACAGUAUUUGGAUGCCCACCAGGAGAAGCACAAGAAGAAGAGACCUUUCACUUGUCAGGUUUGCAACAAGAGCUUCGUUUUUAAACAGGGCCUAGAACGUCACGAAGUCGUCCACAGUGAGAACAAACCCCACAAAUGCAACUACUGCGAAGCGAGCUUCACCUCCGCCAUAAAACUGACUCGCCACAUAACGUCCCACGCUGGUUUGAGACCGUACCCGUGCAAAUUGUGCGGCAGGACGUUCCUCUUGAGUCACCACCUGACCCGCCACAUGAGGAGCCACUACGCCAUGCAGUCUUCCUCGCCGGAAGCCGCGAUCGGACAACAUAAGUGUGACAUAUGUAGCAUGUCGUUCAGGAGGAAGGACUCGCUGAUCAACCACAGUGCCAUACACUCCAUGGUGAAUCUUAGGUGCGUCAUUUGCAACACUACGUUCAAAACGGCGAAUAUGGUGAAGGAACACAUAACCACCCACUUAACCGGCCUCCCGCAUCCCUGCGAGAAGUGCGAUUACAGUUUCGAGACCUCAGAACAGCUGGAGGAACACGAACUCAAACACGCGGAGAUGGAAUACGAGGAGCAGAUCGAAAAAGAGGUCAUAUCGGAAGCGCGGCAACAGCAGGAAGAAAACAUGGAUGAGUACGAGGAAGGAGAAAUCACGGAAUACACGAUUACCGACAUAAACAACCCGGAGGUGAUUCCCACGUCGAAACACCGUGAGCAAACCGAGAGAGAACCGGGCGAAGACCUGACUAGAUUCGGUCACUUUCUCAAGGACGAAAUAGACUCGGAACUUGAGGAUAACGACGAUGGCGCUGGUGAUAACGAAAAAACUUCCGCUCAACAGCAAGAAGUGGAGGAAGAGCAGGAACUGGAGCCUAUAAAGCCUAUCGUGAGGCAGGAGGGGACGAAAGUUUACAAAAGGAAAGCGCCCUUGCAGAGGAAAGUGCCGCAGAUUGUGAGGGAGCCGCUCAAACUCGCGCCUCUGGAGCAGAUCAAUCAGGCAGAGACGCAGAUCGAGAAUGUCAACCUUAGUUCUGAUAUUGGUUCAUUGCCGAGUAAGAAGUUCGUUAAUAUGAAGGUGGGCGAUAAAGUGGUUCGGGUACAGAAGUUCAUCGUCACCAAAGAGGAGAUGAAGGCCAUGGCAAAGCAAGGAAUUCUGGAAAUGAAGGGUGGGCAGGUCGUGUUGAAAAAUCCGGGACAACCCAUUUUAAAUGCCACCCUGAAACCCAUCCAGAAAGUCGAUAUAGAGUCUCUUAUAGAUAAAAAGUCAAACGCUAAACAACAAAUUAAGAAAUACCAGGCGAGACCAGGGCUUGAAAGGUUAUCGGAACAAAAUUCUUUAUUUUCCGAUAAGUCACAGGAUAAAAACACAUAAGUGUUGAACAUCCAAUGUUAUCUUUUGUUAUACUAUUUUUUUUGUACAUAAUUAAAAUAAAUAUGCUGUAGUUU
Molecule: messenger RNA, 2474 nt
Organism: Anoplophora glabripennis (Asian longhorned beetle)
Lineage: Eukaryota; Metazoa; Arthropoda; Insecta; Coleoptera; Cerambycidae
Product: zinc finger protein 235-like
Exons: 7
Coding region: 91-2400 (769 amino acids)
Biological process (GO): regulation of transcription by RNA polymerase II
Cellular component (GO): nucleus
Molecular function (GO): RNA polymerase II cis-regulatory region sequence-specific DNA binding; zinc ion binding; DNA-binding transcription factor activity
Source: RefSeq, a predicted model, not a curated record